Messenger RNA from Fibroporia radiculosa, 819 nucleotides. RefSeq lists its product as uncharacterized. The transcript has 2 exons. The record is from RefSeq and is a predicted model, not a curated record. Lineage: Eukaryota; Fungi; Basidiomycota; Agaricomycetes; Polyporales; Fibroporiaceae. Bases 1 to 819 code for a protein of 272 amino acids.
AUGCGCCCUUCGUGGUAUCACGGACCUCUCCCUCAGAUGAAGCCAUUGCCUAUCCAUGUUCGAGCUAUGAUCCACUCCCGGCGCAUGAGUCGAGAAAAACGAAUAAUCGAGUUCUUAGAGCUCAACCAACGUAGAGAAGAGCUGGUAAGAGAAGCUCAGUUCGAAGAAGCUCUUGCGCGCAUCGCUGAGGAAGAUGGAGCGACUUUAGACACGGUAUUUCAUCGUCAUCAGCACGAAUGGGGUAAGGUCUUCACAAGCCUCAUAUACAACACUCCUUACAUCCUGUUCUCGACUUACCUUCCAGACAAGCCUCUUGUAACACGCAUAUCAGAAAUUCACGAGACAUUUAAGCGCGACGAUGCCCGACUCUCGACGCCUUAUAGCCCAGAGAUGCUCAGAAUUAUCAAACAGGCGCGACGAGAGAAGAUAGCGAACAAGACUCGUGAACUGGAGCGCGAGCGUCGUGGCGUUAUGACGCCUAGGAAGUUGCGCAGGCAGCGACAGGGCCCGCCCUCCCAUGUUCUGGCAAAUUUGACUGACCGGCAGAAGCAUAUGGACAAAGUGGCGAGAAGUGUAAGCGAGAUAGGCUAUGUUGCGCAGGUGAAGAAAGCGCUAGGCUUCAAGCUGCGAAAUGCAGAGGCGUGGGACGUCGAGGAUGGACCACCGGGGGACCGGCCGCGUUUGGAUCGAAUGCUACAAGAGAUUGAUGCAGAAAAUUUGCGACGCAGGGCGAAGUGGGAGGAGAAUGCUGCAAAGCAGAUCUGUGAGGUGCGCUUCUACGAGACACCUCCUGGCUCCCACCUCAUCUUUAAAUCCUAA